AUGACAGCUCAAAUCUUGGCGGCUGAAUUAGGCAACCUCAUACAGGAUGCAAAGCGCAAGAACACAGAACUACGAAAUGCUGCAGAAACAGCUUUGAAAGACUUGAAGUCUCUUUCUAAUACUUCCGAGGCUCAACUUUCGGCGGGUCAUGAUAUUCAGUUAAAGAUACUGCAAGCGUUGCCUUCACUGGUGCAGAACUACCCCGCGGAAAUACGGAGCGAGUCACUAUCUGCUGUUCUGCAAAUCUGUUCAAGUCUUCAGAAUGCGAAGAAUUUCGCCGUCAGCAACACGGCUGCAGCUACAUUGCAACAACUAGUCAUUGUUGUAUUCGACAGGGUUGCAUCAGAAGAUGAGAAGUCCCUAGAGAUCCCUACAGUGACAGAGGUGAAAGGCGACGAUGGCCAAGUAUCCGUCAGGCCGGCAGCGAACGAUGCCUACAAGAUGUUUACUGAUCUUAUUGCACUCGUCGUAGGAGAGAAACCCAUCUUCAUGCGAUUCGCUUCUCUGCCGCCAACCUCAACCCUGGAACUAAUCGAGGCCAUCUUAUCAAAUCACAAUAAGAUCAUGACGACCCAUCUUGAGCAGAUUCACAUCAUGCGAUCCCAGCUGAUGCCGCUGAUAAUUCGCUCGCUAUCUGACCGUCUGUCCUUCGCAGUGACUGUUCGUAUCAUCCGGAUACUACAUCUCAUCAUCCGAUAUCACCUUGACACGCUUCCAUCCGAAUGCGAGAUUGCGCUUGGUCUUCUGAACCACAUGCUCGAUCCCGAGGCUUCUCAGGCAUGGAAAAGAGCUCUUUGCCUCGAAGUGUUCCGCAGCAUCUACGCUGAUUCUAGACUUCUUCUAGCAAUAUAUGCGCUCUUCGAUGCGGAAAACGGAAAAAAGAACAUAUUCGGAGACAAUCUAGCUGCUUUCGUUCGUCUUGCGACCGAGAAACCAGCAAUCAUUGGCUUAGGCCAACACUCGACAGCUGCCGCUGGCUUUGAGGACAGUAGUGCCGCGGUGUCAGACCAAGCUGUUGCAGAAGCGGGUGCAUUGGCCGGCGUCAUAGGGGGCUCCGUGAGCGAUAGUAGCAACAAUGUUCGUCCUUCAGGUAUCAGCAUGCAGUGGAGCUCUCUCAAGACUCCUUGUAUCGAACAUCUCGACAAAACCGAGCCGCCUGCAUUACCUGAAACGUACAUAUAUAGUCUGGUGCUAACUUGCAUCACUAAUAUUUCCGAGAGCUUAGCGAAGUUUGUUCUUCCUCUGACCGUACAUCAUGAAAAUCGGAAUCGGAAGAAAAUCAAGGCCGAGGAGACGAACGAAAACGACACAGACGCAUCCCCAGAUCGAAACGUUCAAAGGCUUUCGAGAACUCAUUCUUUCCGCAAAAAGACUAUACCAGUCAACCCUCUGGACUUGACCGAUCACGCAGCGUACCCCUACGUGCAAAUCUCAACGAAAUUGGUCACGGAAUGCUGGCCUGCAGUCCUUGCAACCUGUUCAACAUUUCUCAAUGCGACGCUUGACGCAGACUAUUAUCGGGCUCUAGUCCGAGCUAUACAGAAAUUCACCCAGGUCGCUGGACUUCUUCGACUCUCAACACCACGAGAUGCGUUUCUCACAACCAUGGGCAAGGCAGCAGUCCCGUCAAACUUGCUGUUGGCUAACGCUGCGUCACCUGUGGGUGAAAAGCCUGGUAUCUUCUCUAAUGCAAGAGGGAUGCUCAGCGUAGACAGCUUCGUGAGUCAAGCUUCCUCAAUGUCCACUGAUAAAAACCGGCGCCCUUCACACGAUGUGUCAGCACCUACACUGGGACCUCGCAAUCUAUUGUGUCUACGGGCUCUGCUCAAUUUGGCAAUCGCGUUGGGCCCGACGCUGCAAUCAGCCUGGUCCAUCGUCUUUGAGACGCUUCAAGUAGCCGAUCUAGUGCUAUCCUUGUCCAGCCAGACUAGCAGUCGUGCAUCUGUAUCUGGAAAUCGUAUGGAUAUGGAAACCAACACGGAGAAGAUGGAGGCAGAAACCUCAGCUGUGCAGAGCGCCGCUCGCAGGCUUUUCGAGAGUACUGUGGACUUUCCUAACGAUUCCUUCUCCGAGGUAUUGCAAGCUCUUUGCUCACUCCUCAAUGGUGUAUCGCCAUCAGAGAGCGGGCAAAGAACGCCGAUCACUUCUGGCCGCCCCCAGAUUUUGCAUCAGCGGCGGCUUGGUAGCGUAUCUGGAAUAUCUCUUAACACGGAUGCAAACUCCCGCGAUUCGGCGUUCGCAUUGAACAAAAUCGGAGAGUUGGCUUCGCUAAACGAAAGCAGAUUGUCGCAAUAUGAUCCCGCAGAAAGUGGAUGGGAUAUCCUGAUUCGAGAAGUUGUGCGUUACUCUACCGACGGUCGAAAAGCCACAUCUACGAGGCUGCUGGCAGCCGAUAUUCUAGCUAGGACGGUCAGGGAGAUUGCUGAGCUUUCCAUGUCCGAUGAGCAGCGCGAAGAAAUCCAAGCUCGCAUACUUGCUGCAUUGCAAAAACAGAUUACUGACCUCCAUCACUAUGAUGGUAUCAGCAAAGACACGAUCACUGAUACGGACAUACGCGUUCACCAGAUAGCUCUUGACGCACUCAAAAACGUGAUUGAGCAAUGUGGAGAGUCGCUAGUUGCUGGCUGGACCUCUGUCAUCGAAAGCUUGAUGAGCGUCUUUACUCAUCAAGCAGCACCAGAACAGGGUGCUAUGAAAGGUGUCGAUACCUCAGACCUCAGCAAAAGCACUAAUCCCACUGUAGACGUUAUCUCAAGGUCUCUUGCUCGAUCCGCAUUUGCAACAGCCAACCUCGUUUGUUCGGACUUCAUGACCGCUGUUCCGGAUGCUUGCCUCUCGACGCUCCUAGAACUUUUGCGCAGGUUCUGCUCCCAGCGAGAGGAUUUGAACAUGUCACUCACUGCGAUUACCUUCUUUUGGAACGUGUCCGAUUACUUGCAGUCACGGACCGACCUCUCUUUACUGACGAAAGUUGUUUCUCAAGCCAGUGACAAGGAGCAAGUUAAACGAGAUCAACGACCACGCAAAGACGAUCUGAAAGAAUGGGAUGAGACUACGAAAGCCGUUCUCCAAACCGUUACCGUCCUCAACACGCUUUACAUGGAAAAGCUGGAUAGGUCCCAGCUCGGUGACGCAUGGUCAGAGCUACUCGAACUCUUGAAACGCUACUUCGAUUACCGCUCGCAUGCCUUAGGAGCUUCGGUAUUUCGUACAAUGACUGGUAUCCUAUUUCAGGCCGAAAACGCCAAUGUGCUGGGCACGGAUCCUCUUCUCAAAACUGCGGCAGUGUGGAGAAGCUACUUUCCCACUCCAGAUGCUUGGCAAGACACACACGAAGAGGAUAACCAAGACGCUUUUGUAGCAUAUGCAGAGGCUUUCAAGGCAAUCUAUCGGCUCGCAGAUGGACUCCUUAUCAAAGAUUUGCCUUCUAUGCUCACGAGUCUCGAAGCCUGCGUUGUCAACUCAGACGAAGUCGCUUACUCGUCAGAUCUGGAUACUAUGACGACGCUUCAAAGUCAGAUCAUGGAAUGCUUGGCGACAGUCAAGACAGAAGGUACUGACAUUCCGUCGUAUCUAAUACGUUUGUUGGGCCGGUUUGUUGCGCUACCGUAUACCUCUUUGGCUGAGUCCCCAGAGAAGCGCGGGCCGACCUUUGUAGCGCUUUCGAAAGCAUCAAUGACGCUUCUGCAAGACAUCGCCAUCAGACAUGUUGGGGUGAAAGAGAUGUAUACAAGCAAUGCACUGUCAUUUGCUCUUACCUGCUUAGCACGGCCGAUAGAGGAAAAGUAUGUGUGGCAGCGAGAAGGCAGAGCACCGACUCUGUGGCAAAAGGCCACUGCGACAUCUACAGCAAUACUUGAGUCAGUGUUGCCACAUAUUGAGUCUAGUAAAGAUAUUUGGACCACAUUCGUCGACAUCGCCUACUGCAUUACGCGAGCGCAAUCGUUGCCUAGUGCUCAGACUUCGCUCUGGAAAGAUGAGCAGUUCGACAUACAAUCUUUCACUCACUUUCGCAACCUCAUCACGCUACCGCUCGGCUCGGCUUCGCUGCCAGAUAGUCUUCGACGUACAUACGCUCGCAAUCUCUUCUCCACAUCUUUAACCCAUAGCCCUCUACCGGGAGAACUGCCUGGGACCGCCACUUCGCCACUCGAAGAGCUCUACAAAAUACGCCUUGGACAGACUGCGGAGCUUGAUUACACAUGGCGACCAGACAUGAGCUAUGCCUGUCUCUCCGAGCUCUUUCGCCUUGUCUCCCUGCACGAUAGCAGUCCGGAAUGCAUCAAGCUAGCUCAAGCUGCGGCUCCAUAUCUCAUUCUAAGGUGCGCACUUCCGCUCAAGACGUAUAUCGCAGACCAGCCACUUCGCGGCCGCAUGCCUGCACCAGAGUCGCAAAGGCGUGAGCUGAUUUUCGUGCUGGAACAACUGGAGAAAUUGAAGAGCGAGCCACAGGCGAUACCUGAUGCCCCGGGAGUCAAAUCCAAGCACCGAAAGCAUCUGCACAGGCUGUACCCAUUGCUUCUCAGAGCGACGAGGGUAGCUAGGCGGGAUGGUGAGCUAAGCGGAUCUUUCGGGCAUCCCCGCAAAGCACAGACAUCGGAGACAUCAGACAGCUCCACACAUCGACUUCUGUCGCGGAACACUGGCGCGCAGGCGGAAUUAACCAUGAGCGCGACAUCGCCAGCGGACAGAAAUACUGCGAGCGAUACGAUGAGUCCAGCGAACGACUCCAGCAGUAACUCGAAGCGGAAAAACGAGAAUGGCGCGCCCACACAGCGCGCGAAGCGCAACAGAUACAUAAGCAUCGCGUGCAACGAAUGCAAAAGACGAAAGAUCAAGUGCAAUGGCGAGACACCAUGCCAACGUUGCGGGAACCUCAACCUGGAGUGCGCCUACGCGCCCAACUGCUGCAACUCGUUCAAAGACAGCGACGAAUUCAAGCAAAUGUCAACACACAUAACUUCCCUCCAGCAGCAGGUUGAUGACCUGUUCCAGAACCUCAACGCGCUCCGGGCUCAGGUCGACGUGCAGAGCAAUGGCUCAAUCGGCACCCCAUUCAACCCUGACUACCAGCAGACGCCCAUGUUACCUCCCCAAUCCGCCCGUUCGCGAUCCAAAUCCUUCAGCAAACACCCUCGUUUCCACGGCCCGACGUCGAAUGCAUUCAAUGUUGGGGUGGCCAGGUCAAGCUUGAAGACCAUGGGCAUAAACGCGGGCGAGGAAGGUGAAGACGAUGGUAUCUUGACCCGCGACGCAACACCAAGAGCGUCCCCUCCAAUACUCCACCCCAUGGUGCCAAAACGCCCCUUGCAUACGGAUAAGGACCCGAUAUGGUCCAUCUCCAAGCACGAGGCUAUGCGCUUGGUACAUGUUUGGCACGAAGAGAUGGGCACCAUGUACCCUAUUCUGGAAGUGGACAAAUUGUUACGCUAUGCCGACAUGUUGUUCACCUUUGUAGAAGCAGCGGCUAGAUCGGGUCUGAUACAAGGCUCGUAUCCUGGGUCAGAUGCAAUGGUCGAUGAACAGAUUAGCGUAUUGAAGCUCGUUCUCGCAAUAACACUGAUCCUCGAAGGCGGAGGAAAGGACCCCUUGGGCGAGAGACUCUUCGAGAAUGUACACAAGAUCGUGGACAAGGCCUUGACCGAUCCUGUCAGCCUCCAUGGAAUCAGCCUGUUGGUGCUGACGGCCAUGUAUCACUUCACUCGUGACGAUGAAGCUAUGGCCUGGCGCGUCAUUGGCCUAGCUGCGCGACACUGUCUAGAGUUGGGCUUACAUCGUCGCGAUACGUACUUGGCUCUCUUCCCCGAUCCCGAAGAGCAAGCAGCAGCAAUUAGGACUUUCUGGACAAUCUACGUGCUCGAUCGUCGUUGGAGCUUCGGCACGGGGAUGCCUUUUGCUCUGCAAGACGCGGAUAUUGAUACUAAUGUGCCGAAGCCAGACAUAUCUACACACGAGUCUACGCCGUAUCUUAACGCCAUGAUAUCAUACUCGGUCAUCGGCUCGAAGGUAUGGAAGUCUGUCGCCGAUGUAGGACACCAGGACAAGAUCAACAAGGAUGACAUAUCUUUCCUUGACUUUCAGGUUUUGAACUGGCACCGUACUAUACCGGAGUCAUUAAAGUUCGUUCACCCGGACAGCGGUAGACAGGUCGAACCUCCUGCACGAGUCGUCCACCGUUUACAGGUCGUGCUCUACCUUCGAGCCAACCAGAUGCGAAUACUCAUCUACCGCCCAGUACUACAUACCGCAACUACCAUCAUGGAGAAUCUUGAAUUUGCACACGUUGUAGUCAAGGUCGCCAAGGAUACGAUUCGCAUACUGACAUAUAUCAACCAAACAUCGGACAUCUACAGAAGUCAACAGACUAUGUUCAACUACUUCCUUAUUUCGGCUCUGGCAGUAUUGUUCCUAGCUGUUGCCCAUGCGCCAGCUGAAUUCAGUCAGCAGUCCCGAGACGAGUUCUACAUGGCUCUCGAGCUCGUCCGUGGCCUAUCGUCAAAUUCAUACGUAUCGAAACGUCUCUGGAGAACUAUCAAGACGAUCAAGGAAGUCGGGCCCCGUCUAGGACUCGUCAUACGUAACGACGACACCCAUGACGCACAUUCAUCGGCUGCUGUUGCAAUGGCAGGUCUUGCAGGUCACUCGAUGGACGAUCUAGCCCUCUUCUCAAACGGCCGUAACGGGUCUAAUCUUGAUACACCGCAUGGAAUGGCUAGUGAUCUGACGACCUUGUUCGAGGCUGCCGGAGGUAUCUUCAACCUCAACGGCUUUGGAGGGACAGCGAAUGAACUUCCCAGCUCAAAUGGGGAGUUUGUGAAUGGGUUCUCACAUGAGAAUGACGAGCUGGCAAGGAUUUUGAGAGAUUUGUUUUGA
This is a messenger RNA of Alternaria burnsii, 6873 nucleotides long. RefSeq lists its product as uncharacterized. Gene Ontology annotation, biological process: DNA-templated transcription; positive regulation of transcription from RNA polymerase II promoter by galactose. Gene Ontology annotation, cellular component: nucleus. The transcript is spliced from 9 exons. NCBI's taxonomy places the organism in Eukaryota, Fungi, Ascomycota, Dothideomycetes, Pleosporales, Pleosporaceae. Bases 1 to 6873 code for a protein of 2290 amino acids. Gene Ontology annotation, molecular function: zinc ion binding; DNA-binding transcription factor activity, RNA polymerase II-specific; RNA polymerase II cis-regulatory region sequence-specific DNA binding. The record is from RefSeq and is a predicted model, not a curated record.